GUCAGGAGAAGCAAAGCUUCGACUCCAAGUAGAACUCGGCCUCUCUUUCUUCUCUCUUUUUAUUAUCAACAGAGAGUUGAAACUCCUCUUUCAAGAAUCGAAUUCCCAAAAUACCCCUCGAAGCUAAUUCCCGUCUCUGCUCUCCUUUUUUCCCUUCGUCAAAGCGAAGAAAUCUGGGGUUGGGUUGUAGAUCUGGAAGAGAACUAGGGUUAGGGUUAGGGUUUUGGGGAGGAAUCUGCGAUGGCGGUGGAAGUAGGCGAGGAAGAGGCGGAGUACGAGAGCGAUCCCGAGGAGUCGGUGCUGCCGCUGGCGAUGCGGCGGAGAGAGGCGAGUGACGACGAAGAUGGAGAUGCAGAGGAGGCGGGGAGAGAGAAGAAGCCGGUAGCAAGGGCUGGGAUCGCAUCGGACGGGGAAUCAGAUGGUCAGGGUGGAGCGCCAGGGUAUGAAGAUGAGGAAUCUGAGAUAGAAGAGGAGGAGGAGGAAGAAGAAGAAGAAGGUGAGGAAGUGGAAGAAGAAGAGGAGUUAGAAGACGAAGGAGGGGAAUUUGAGGUUCCGGAGGCGGCGGUGGAGGCAGUGGCAGUGGCGGAAUCCAGCGGAGAAGCAGUGGCGGCGGGUUCUCGAGGGAAGAAUCAAGGGGCAGAAGAGGAGAAGAAAGAGAGCGAGCCAUUUGCUGUGCCGACUGCAGGUGCUUUCUACAUGCAUGAUGAUCGGUUUAGGGAGAAUGGUGGUGGGCGGCACAGGCGCACUCCUGGUGGACGGAAGUUGUGGGAGUCCAAAGAUAAUCGGGAAUGGGUGCAUGAUAGAUUUGAAGAGAUGAAUUUGCAAGAUGCCGGUUAUGACGAGGAGAGGAGGAAUUCUAAAGGUCAUUUUAGAGGACGUGGUAAAUACAGAGGUCAUGAUCGUGGAUAUGUAAGAGGAAACAGGUCUAGAGUUUAUGAUGAUGGUAACAAUCAAAACCGUAAUUUCAAGAGCGUAAGGGGGAGAGGGCCUAGGAGAUAUGAACCUCCUGGGAAGAACAAUAGUGUGAUGUCUGUUACUCAAAAUAAGCAGUCUGGAAAAAUACUUGAUACCCCAUCAAAUGCUAGUUCAGGGAGGGCACCUGCUCAUACCUCAAAUUCACAACCUGACUCAUUUAUCCCUCGGAAGCAUGUUUUUGCCUCAAGCUUAAGCUCUGCCUCUCCUCCAUUUUAUCCCUCUGGGUCUUCCAAUCAAGACAUUUCUGUAACACAGAAGAGGGAUGCACAAACUGGAGGAACCAAUAGGAACCUUCAUUCUUCUGCGCCAAUAGAGGAGAAUUUCUCCACGUCCCACUCCAGUACAUUGCUGCGAGGGAAAAAUGUUGUUCAUCCUACUGGCCAGGAUAGGCCUUAUAUGGCUGAUUCUACUCGCCCAGUUGGUGGGAAACCAUUGAACAAUUUGCAAUUGCAGUCUUCCGGAUCGUCUUCCCCAGUCAACACAACACAAUCUCCUCAGUCCAGGAUUCAAGGGAGGGGUCUAACUAUCUCAGCACAACUUAAUCAUCAGCCUUCCUCAUCUCCUAACCAAGUCAACAGAGGUUUUGGACAAACACAGCUCCCUGUUGUCCAUCAAAGGGCAGUUCAAAAUGCCAUUCAACCUGCUUUACGUGCUUCUCCUCAGCAGUUGGGUCAGCAUGCUGUCGGUGGGACUCAGGCCUCCUCGCCACCUCAAGCUCAGUCAAUCAAUUCAUCCGAUGUUGGAGAGAUAGAAUCUCCACCAGGUUCGAGUAAAUCUAAGACUGCUUUGGUUGGAAAGGGGAAAGCCAGUAUUCAGGGAAGUGGAAGGGGCUCUUUUUUGUACAGUGGAGCCCAAGUUAUUGGAGCUACUGGUGCCAUGGGUGUUGCUCAUGGUGAUCAAAACUUUCCUGGCACUCCGGCACUCCUGCCAGUUAUGCAAUUUGGGGGUCAGCAUAAUGGUGGUCUUGGUGUUCCUGCUGUUGGCAUGGCACUUCCUGGAUACGUUGCCCAACCACAGCUUGGCUUUGGAAAUUCUGAGAUGACAUGGGUGCCAGUCUUGGCGGGAGCUGCUGCAGCUGGAGCUCUGGGGGCAACCUAUUGUUCACCUUAUAUUGCUGUUGAUGGUGGUUACUACGGUCGCCCAUCAGGACAGACAUCUUUGAGUGGCUCUAAAGAAGCAAGCACUAACAAACCUAAUAACGUGUCGAAGCCUCCACAAAGACCUGAGCUUGUAAAUGAUGAAUUUGGUCAAAGGCAAAACAAGCCUCGCAGAUACUCGGAGAUGAACUUUGGCCCGUGAAAGUACAUACAUAAGAUUGAGUGGUAUUUGAAUAAGCAGCUAAAGGCCUACUUCCCCAGCCCUUUGUGAUCACAGCUUUUGUUCUGGAGCACUCUGGGCAGCUUAUAUCCAAAGAUAUGCUAGGGAAUUUUGAUAUUUAUCUGAUAAAGAAGCUCCAAGUGCAAUCUCUGUGGAUCUGAUCUGCUUUAACUACGAGCAUUUAAACGGCUGAUCUCAUGUGGGUCAUGAGAACUGAUGACGGAGGAGAGGAACUUAGAAGAAUAUAGGAUAUUCAUGAAAGGAAUUGUAGGAGUAUUCGUGAAAGGAUUGAAUGUACGUGAAUGGAAGGGAAGAGCGCCCUCAGAAUGCUACAACUGUGAGGGGGAGACGAAAGGCCUGUGGUCAAGUGUGAAAAGGCUGCUGUGAGUCCAUCUGAGACUGUUAAUGGUUGAGGGAGAUUUGAGUCAUUUGGCAAUGCAAGCAGGUGGGCAAAAUCUUCAGUCUCAUAUCCAUGGUGGUUUGCAGUCUGGAUUGAGUAGAUUAGGGAGUUGUGAGGACCAUUCAUCUUUUCUUUCCCAUGUUGAUACUUGGUAGGGUAUAGAAUUUAGAAGUGGAUUCCCUAGCCCUGCCCCGCAAAGGUGUUCUUAUGCACUCUUACUUUUUGUGAAUCUCUUCCCUUUUUGUUAAUUUGUGUUUUCCUCUUUUGAUAGAUUUUUUUUUUUUUUUUUGUUUGUUUCCCUGAGAUUGAUAAGCUGGUCUCAGACCCAGCACUUCACUGUUGAAAUGCAUCCCGUCUACCAUCGAAUCAUUGUGCUAUGGGUGCGAACUUCUUGAUAGAAUGUUUUUCCGACUCCUAGGAAGAGGGAAAAAAAAUCUGGUUCUCUCACAA
Messenger RNA from Magnolia sinica, 3142 nucleotides. RefSeq names its product protein MLN51 homolog. The record is from RefSeq and is a predicted model, not a curated record. Gene Ontology annotation, biological process: mRNA processing. Gene Ontology annotation, cellular component: exon-exon junction complex. The transcript is spliced from 12 exons. Lineage: Eukaryota; Viridiplantae; Streptophyta; Magnoliopsida; Magnoliales; Magnoliaceae. Gene Ontology annotation, molecular function: mRNA binding. Bases 241 to 2274 code for a protein of 677 amino acids.